AUGAAGGAAGACAAUAACAAUCAAAAGCCGCUGAUCGACCUAAUACCAGGAGGGUAUACUACUAGUGGCCUUCAGUUUGGAACUAAUAAACUGCUAAAAGUAGCUGUUCUUGACGGCAGCAACACAGAACGAAGCGAAAAUCCUGACUCCAAUUCAGACUUAUAUAAGUUUUUAAGCUCUAUAGAGCUAAACCAUCUAACUGUUGCAAGAAAAAUCGGCCUAAAUCCUGAUUUCUUUAAAUCUCAUCCUGAUUUAUUAAAUUCAGGAGAGCCAGUUCGCAUUGCGAUAGAAAAAGGUCAUAUCGAAUUUGCAAAUGAAUUACUAGGUGCUGGCUAUAUAAGAUUUUGCCUCCAUAUAUCUAUAUUAAUAACAAUAAAUACCCUAAAAUAUAUAAAAAUAAAUAACAAUAAUUGACACUAAAAAAUAAAUAUAAUAAAAUACAGCAUACUUGCUGGCCUGGAAUUUUAAUCAGAGCUAUAAGAGAAAACAACGAUAAAGCAAUAAAACACAUUUUACAAGGCAAAUUUUAUGAUGAAUCCUGAAAUGAGCUAAACAUAUGAUACCUCCUUUACAGAGGCUUCAUAACCCAUGCUGAAACACUUUACUACCAAACCCCUCUGAAAAGUGCAUAUUCAAUCGAUAAUGAUAUCAAAAUCUUGCUGAAAGACCAAAGACUCCUCAGAUUUGGCAUAAAAACCGCUUUAACUGAAGGAAUUGAUGACAUAGCCUCCUCAAUGCUGACCCAAAACCCAAAUGCUCUCACCCCUGAUAUGAUCGAGCUAGCCCUCGACAAGCACAAUUUAGAUUUUUUAAGAAAAAUUUGGACUGGCGACAUCAGGGUCCAAAAAAAUGGCCUACCCAAAAAAAGGCUUAAAUCCAGCGAUUUAUGAAAAGUUUUAGACGCAGCCUCACAAGAAGAUAAAGAGACCCUUGCAGAAAAAUUAGAAGUUUCCUUUAUUAUCAGCUAUUUAUUAGAAAGAAAGCUUAUUGCUGAGGUCAAAAAAGUUAUGACUUGGCCUGGGGCCGCUGAUGAGCCUGGAGUACUUGAAGUUUUUAUCCAGCAUGAAGAGCAAGAGCUUGCCAAAGAAAUUUUGGAAAAAAGAGAAAGCCAAAUCACUAUAGAAGAAUUUGAAUUUUGUUUAGACAAGCAGCAGCUUUGGCUUGCUAUUGAGAUGCUUAAAUGAAAAGCAGCUUUAUCGUCUUUAAAAAACUAUAAAAUUCAGAAAAAAAUACUGAAAUGGCUGGCUGAUGGGCGGUAUUGUUACUGUGCUAUGGAAAUGCUGUCUCAUAUCCCUGCAGACUGCUGGCGUUUUGAGCUGACCAGGAAGCUUACAAUGACUGUCAACACUUUUAUCAAAAAAACUGACGAAAUCGUCAAAUGCCACCGCCCGCUGCUAUUUUUAGUCCUUUUAGCAGAAUUUUUGAUAAAAAUCGCCCCAAAAAAUAUUUAUUAUACCCACGUCUGUACAAAAACCUCCAAUUUAUUACUUACUUUGGCUAAACAAAUAGAGGAUAAUAUUUUUGAAGAAGAAGAGCUGAGGUAUAGGAUGUGCCAAUUAGACUCCCAUGGGAGAAUGCUUAUUGUGAUUAUUGCAGAAAACCGGUUUUAUUCCUUAUUAGAAAAUAAUGACAUAGGCAGCAUUAUUUCUAAGCUUUGGGUAGGGUCUAGAAAACACCAAGGACUGCUUAAAGCUUCUACCCUUUAUAGAUCAUAUAACGCCCCUGCGUCUACAGAAGAAAGAAUAGCGCUAUUUGGCACAAUGGACCGAAAUAAGUCUUAUUUAUUCCAAUAUUCCCAACUUAUUGACAGCUGCAGCCUUAGAUUUCUAGGCCAAGCGGCCUCGACUAUUCUUUUAGUCAUUUUUUAUACAGCUAUGAUCCAUUCUGCGACGCUUGAAGGAGAAAUGGAUGAUGUGACUGAAGACUACACCGCAAUGGUCUUUUUGCGGCUUUCUCAAGUCUGAAUCAUUGGCAUUAUUAUAGAAAGGCUUCUGCAUUUUCUAUACGGAAUCAAAACCAAUCGUGGCAUUUUGUGGGAUUAUUGGGUUUUAUUAGAUUUUUUAGUAUUUCUUCAAAUGAUUUUUAUUAUGACCUCAGUCAAUAAAAAAUACGUCGGGGAAGGAAAAUUAAUUUAUUGGACGACCUCAGUGAAAUUUAAUUCUUAUAUGCACAGCAUACAGCUAUUUUUAAUAUGGCUCAGGCUAUUAGGUAUUGGGGAUACCAGCAAAACUUAUGGCCCGAUGCUGAGAAUUAUUAUGCUAAUGAUAAAAAUUUUGCUGAGAUUUGCAUUUAUUUUUGGGUGUUAUUUUUUCUUGGGAGCGUCUGUGUUUACCUCAUUAUUUUCAAAGUAUACAACAGGAGGGGAAUUUUCGACGUUUGGGAAUUCGUUUAAGAAAAUGUAUCUUUCAAUGUAUGCGCUUUAUGAUAUGACUGUGUUUACGGAGUAUCAGGCUUUUGGGGCUGUUGUUUAUGAAAUUUAUGUGAUUAUUUCAUUUAUGCUGCUGUAUAAUUUGGCGACAGCUUUUCUUUAUAAUAUUUAUUAUAGUGAGAUGGUGAUGGCGGAAAGUGAACAUAGGUGUGUGCUUAUUUUGGAAUAUAAUAAGUGAAGCUGGGAUGAUAGAUAUGGGCUAAUGAUAUUGCUGCCCACACCGUUUUCGGCGAUUUCGGCAUGUCUUUCUCCGUUUUUAUUGAUUUCGAAAAAGCCAGGUUAUUGAAAUUCACUUUUUUCUAACUUUGCAAUUAAUAUUAUUUUAAUAAUGAAAUUAUGGUAAAAAAUAAUAUUAAUUUUAUAUUAAAUUAUAAUUUAUUUGAAGUAAGAUAUUUUAUGUGAUUUAUGUAAUACCUCAAUUUAUAGUUUUUGCUAUAAUUACCCUUAUUCUUGUUCCUUUUGUCUAUAUCGGAACUAUCGAGCCAUUUGCGCGACGCGGAAAUAAGAAAAAACAAGUCCUCAACAUCCUCGAAAAGCCUUCUCAAGACCACACAGAUGAAAGCGAAAGCGAUGACGACCCUGAUUUUGACGAAAAAGUAGUCGUCUACAAAGGUUUUUCCUUCCGAAGAGCCUUAGUCUGGCUUAUAAUCGGUCCCAUUAUAGUCAUACUGUCCUAUCUCCGAGAUCUUUUAGAAUUCUGGACCCUAAUCUACAAAGAUUACCAAGACCUCGAAGAAGAAACCGAAAUCAGUAAAGUCCAAGCCAUUGUAAACGAAAAAUUAAUGAAGGAUUUACAUGUAAUUUUAUCAAAAAUCCAGGUGUCCCACAUCUCAGUUGACGAGUUUUUAAAUGAAUUUAUAGAAGAAGACAAUAAAACUUUAAAUCCUGUCGUGCUAGAAAAUACAGCAGCUAUGACAGAAAGGCACAGGCUGCUGGGGGAGUACUUUAAGCAGCUGCCAAAUUCUCAGAAAAAAGGAAUUAUUAGCGUUUCUUUAAUAAAAGAUUUGUUACCUCAACAGUCGUAUUAUUCGGCGAGCUAUAUAGAUAGGGCAAGACAUAUUUCUGUAUAUACAAUAGCCAAAGCUGCAAAAGAAUUUAGGGUUGUAACUGGGACUAUUAAUAUUAAAGGAGCAUUAGUACCGAAACAGCUUAUAACUGGGGAAACUCCUCAGAUAAAAAGACUUGAUGUUUCUACUAAAAAAGCCAAACUGAGGGUUGACUUGGUUAUUAAUGAUUUUGAGGAUAUUUCGAGACUUAUGAGUGAGCAUACUAACUGCACCCUUCUGUUAGAGAAUAAAAAAAUUUUUUCAUUUUUUUUAGAAAUUUGUAUGUAAAUUUUAUACCAAAAUUUUUUUUUGAAAUUUAAAAAAUCCCAAUUGGAAAGUAAAUAUUAAUUUAAUUUAUAAAAUUCACGUUUUAAAAUGCAAAUUGUUUAAAAUUAAGCAGAGGCAACAAUAGAUUUGGUUAAAAUAAUUAUCAAUUAUAUAUCAAAGUAUUUUUCUUAAAAAAAUUUUGUUCGCUAGGUUUUUGUGCAACAAAAAUAAGAAUUUUUCCAAUGAUUGCUUUCGUUAAUGGAGAGGGGGAGUAAGCAUUUUGAACAAGAGUGGAUUAAUUCUCAGAGAUCUUCAACGAUGAGAGAAAGUAAAUAA
Messenger RNA from Blepharisma stoltei, 4077 nucleotides. Lineage: Eukaryota; Ciliophora; Heterotrichea; Heterotrichida; Blepharismidae. The record is from the annotation of a GenBank genome assembly.